CCCUGUUCGCCUACAAGGCCACUUGUCACAAUCGUGCGUCGAUCACGUUCACCACUCUCGAUGCCUUUGGUUACGAGUUCCAAUCGCACAUAUCAUGAACAUACAGCUGCUCAGGGCUUGACCUUUGGAUUGGUCAUAGAGCGCGUGUACACCGUUUAGCGCUACAUAGUCCACCUUUUAGAUCGAUCGUACUGCAAAGAGCCCUCGCAUUAGAGGCGUCGCAAAGAUGGCAGCGCCACUGUAUACGACCGACUCGGGUCAACUUUGGCAUGCCGGCAAGAUCCUCGUCGCAACGGUGGGAUUGCCAGCUCGCGGAAAGACUCACCUGUCUCACGCUCUUGAGCGCUACCUCCGCUGGCUUGGCGUCAAAACGCGCGUUUUCUCCCUUGGCGACUAUAGACGUAAGGUUCUAGGCAGACCGGGCGACUUGCCGUCCGACUACUUUAGCGUAGGCGAAAAGUCGGCCGAGACGGAGGCUCUGCGACUAAAAAUUCUCGAGGGCUUCGAUGAGACCGUCAUGCAAUUCUUCGACGAGGAAGGCGGUCAGGUGGUGAUUUACGAUGCCAACAAUGGCCAGCAGAAAGGCCGGUACGCGUUGCGAGAGCGAUUUGGAAAGAAGGAGACGACGACCGGUGCCAAGAUCUCUAUCAUGUUUCUCGAACCCAUCUGCAAUGACCCUGCCAUCAUCGAAGCAAACGUGCGCGCCGUCAAGAUCUCCUCACCCGAUUAUUUCGGCUGGGACCAGGAGAAAGCAGUGCAGGACUUCUACAAGCGGAUCGAGGACCAUGAAAAAGAGUAUGAGACGAUCGAGAACCCCAGUUUCCCUUACAUUAAGCUCAUCAAUGUCGGCCAGCGGAUCGUCGUCAACAACAUCCAGGGCUACCUGCAGUCGCGUAUCUGCUUCUUCCUCAUGAACGUGCACAACCGCGGGCGGACUAUCUACCUUGUGCGCGCGGGCGAAGCGCUGGUUGAGCACCUGUACAAGGCCGACGCGGACCUGAGCAGCUUAGGAUGGGACUACGCAGAGGAACUUACGAAUUUCGCUUCGGCGCUGCGGCGUAAUGCGGCCGAGUCCGCGAUCGAGCGCGCAGCUGGUGGCGAUAUCACGCCUGGCGGCCAUGUGCCUGGACACGGGCCUGGAGAGGAAGGGCGCAUCUUGGAAGUGUGGACCAGCCCGAGGAAACGCGCAGCGCACACGUGCGCGUUCUUUGCAGAGAGGGGAUACAAAGUCGUCGAGCGCAGUCAGCUCAGCGAGCUCAAUCCUGGUGUCGUAGAUGGCAUGACGGCUGAGGAGAUCAAGCAGCGCUAUCCGGAUGAAUGGGAGAAGAAAUUUCAAGAGCCCUACUCCCACCGCUUCCCACGCGCGGAGAGCUACCACGACCUGUCCGUGCGCAUUGAGCCGGUGAUCUUUGAGCUGGAGCGCGCGACGAACGACAUCCUGAUCGUCGCGCAGUCGUCCGUGCUGCGCUGCUUGCUCGCGUACCUGCAGGGCCUCAAGCCGCACGAGAUACCGUACAUCGAGGUGCACGAGGGCGAACUGAUCGAGUGCAGCCCGACUGCGUAUGGGGUCAAGACCACGCGCCAUCGCUUCUGGGAUCCAGAGGCCAAGCGCAGCGAGCGCGAUGAGAUCUUUUUUCGCCAGCAGAGGCUCGGGAACACGUUCUACGAUGACGAUGAAGAUGACGAGGAUGACGACGAGGAUGAUGAUGGUAGUGCGACGCGCAACGCAGCAGCGGCGAGGAAGGAAGACAGGGAUGCUAUCACAGCCGCCAAAGAGGGUCAUCUGGAGGUUGGUGUCGACCAUGCCGGCGUACCCAUUCAGCAGCUCAUCAACACCUUCAAGUCCACCAAGCUCAACGCGAAUGCAUGCACGCAGGGCGCGCCGCGCUGAUGGCUGUGGCGCAGCUUUAUUAGAUUCACAAUCUGUUGUAGUGUAGCGAAGCAGCGCUAAGGUGCAGCUUUGAAGUAGCUUUGCAAUGUCUAAUGUACAACAAGCACGC
Molecule: messenger RNA, 2000 nt
Organism: Tilletiaria anomala UBC 951
Lineage: Eukaryota; Fungi; Basidiomycota; Exobasidiomycetes; Georgefischeriales; Tilletiariaceae
Product: bifunctional 6-phosphofructo-2-kinase/fructose-2,6-bisphosphate 2-phosphatase
Exons: 5
Coding region: 227-1891 (554 amino acids)
Biological process (GO): fructose metabolic process; fructose 2,6-bisphosphate metabolic process
Cellular component (GO): cytosol
Molecular function (GO): fructose-2,6-bisphosphate 2-phosphatase activity; ATP binding; 6-phosphofructo-2-kinase activity
Source: RefSeq, a predicted model, not a curated record